Messenger RNA from Arachis stenosperma, 939 nucleotides. RefSeq lists its product as uncharacterized. The record is from RefSeq and is a predicted model, not a curated record. Bases 1 to 939 code for a protein of 312 amino acids. The transcript has 2 exons. NCBI's taxonomy places the organism in Eukaryota, Viridiplantae, Streptophyta, Magnoliopsida, Fabales, Fabaceae.
AUGUUUUUUCUCUCAAAUUUGAGACAACAUGUUACUCCAAAUCCAGGAAUCCUUAUCAUAUCAGAUAGAUCACAGGCCAUUCGCACCGCUAUUAACGCAUCUCACAGUGGAUGGCGUCCUCCAUCGGCAUAUCAUGUUUACUGUAUCCGGCACAUGGCUUCAAACUUCAAUUUACGGUUCAAAUCGGCUGAGGGUAAGGGGUACCUUGUAAAUGUUGCGUACAUUCCAAGCAAUGAGUGUUGCGAUUGGUACUUGGAUGCUUUGGGUACACUAUCCGGUGAGAUGGUAGAUUGGGCUCUUUGUUUCAAGAAGGAUUUAUGGCUGCAACAUUGUGACGAAGAUCGACGGUAUGGUCACAUGACGACAAACCUAUCGGAGUGCAUAAAUGUGGUGCUGAAGGAAACGGGGAAUCUUCCAGUAGCUGCGAUUGUUCGGGCAACAUAUGAGCGUUUGCAACAGUUAUUUGUGUGUAGGGGUCGCGAAACACAUGCUCAAUUACAAGGUGGACAGAUAUACUCACAGUGGCUGUUGACAUCUAUAGAUAAGAACAGAGAGAGCCUGCCGAUGAUGCGAGUCACCCAUUGUGAUCGUAGGGAAUCCGUGUUCAGUGUGGAGGAGCUGAAGCCGGUGGAUGCAUGCGUAGCUGCGAGCAUUGAGUGGGGUCAUUUCGUCGAUCCCGUGUACACGAUUGUAUCUAUAUUCAACGUAUACGAGAGGGAGUUUCUGCCGAUACCAGAUGAGAAGAUGUGGUCUCCAUGGUACGGUGCAUGCCUGAAGCCCAACCCAGCCAUGCGACGGAAGGCAUCGGGAAGACCAGUAUCCACUCGGAUCCGGAAUGAGAUGGAUGCUGUUGAGCGUGUGGAAAAGAGAUGUGGGCUCUGCCAUGGAGAAGGUCACACCAUACGUAGAUGUCCCAAUGCACCGCAAUCGGAUCCAUGA